This is a messenger RNA of Acanthaster planci (crown-of-thorns starfish), 5175 nucleotides long. Its product is annotated as protein FAM135A-like. Gene Ontology annotation, biological process: lipid metabolic process. The record is from RefSeq and is a predicted model, not a curated record. NCBI's taxonomy places the organism in Eukaryota, Metazoa, Echinodermata, Asteroidea, Valvatida, Acanthasteridae.
UUGACACGCAAACGCGAACGUCACCCAUGUUAUUAUGUGUGCAUAAUUAGAAAUCUGAGGGCUAAUUUGCGGCGGAUUUGAUGUCUCAUCGCAAGGUAUUUGUUAUUAACUACGAGUGGUAGUGUUUGUGAGGCUUAUGGAUGAUUUGCAUACGCACACAAAUGGAGUGAUUAACGAGAAAGUACUGUUCACACAUUUUGAACGCGGUAUAGGCCCUGAAGAAUUCACUCUGCUCAGCAGGCAGGGACUUGCCAUCACCAUCGAUCGUCAGUCGACGUGACUGAACUGAAUCCAAGAUAGUGCUGUUAUAAAUGAUGAAAACCCUGUGCUUCGGCUGAACAGUGUCACUGCAGAGCUAGUCAAGAUGGCCGAUAUCCAGGCUGCGCUAGAAUUUGCCGUUGAACUCACAAAGUUCCACAACAUCGACUUGUUCCAAAGAGGGUAUUAUCAUGUCCGAUGUUCCAUCAAGGGAGGGCCGAAGACCACACUGAAAUCGGAGGCCACCGUCGUCAAACCCUGCGAGGGCUCCAACAAUCUGGCUGCCUACACUUGGAAGAACGUAGGCGUGUCCAGAACGUUUCCGAUCCUGUACAAGCGGGAGGAGGUGGACCUUCAAAACAUCACUCUCUUCAAGGUCUACCUAUUGGUAGACAGUCACAGGAUUGAAGAGUCGCUGCACGAAGCCAGCAUCCUGCUGAAUGUGGACCUGCAUUUCUCAGGCAGUGAAGAACCGCCCGGCACCCCCGAAUCAAUGGAGGUCAUCAGCUCGCGGACGCUCAAGCUGAAUAUCAACGGCUCGGACGGCCUCCACAGUCACGUACCGCUCCUCUUUGACUACUUCCACCUGUCGGCAGUGUCGAUAACGGUGCAUGGCUCCCUGCUGGGACUCCACCAGGCCACUUUUAGCGUACCCAAGCCAGUCAAGUCAGGGUGGCUGCAUCGCAUAUCAGGAUCAGGAUCGCCUACCAAACAGCCCCCAAUUCCCACCCUGGAAGCUGUCCUCUUUGGACCCCCUGGAAAACCCCCUCUCUCCAGCUCCUCGAGCGACAGAUACACAGUUCCAGCUGAGAAGAAUGCCCACGCCUAUCAGAUCUACCACAGCAUGUGCGCUGUGCUGCUGCAGACGCGAUGUGCGCUCUGCCUCACGUUCAACGAGCUGGGCAAGCACUUGCCACAGGACCAGCAGUUCACGUUGGAAACUGCUGACUACGGAGAGAAGCUUCAGAUCAUGUGCGAAUCAUUCCAGAGACUAACCGACCAAGAAGACAUCAUGGAGUCAGUCAACACGCACAUUUCCCAAUUGUCUGGAGAACUGUGCCUUAUAUGGACGCAGUUUAUAGAAAUCAUGGUCAAGAACGGCUACAUCAAUAACUACCUGAGGGCCGAGUACCACAAUGCAAGGGUCCAGCGGUUCUCGGAGGGCUUCUUCACCAUCGAUAACCCUAAGCCGUCAGCCGUCACCUUCCACGAGAUCAGCUGCCAGGGCUACUCUUACAUCAGCCAGGCCAUCCGCAACUCCCUCUACUACACCUCCCUACCCAGGCUGCCGCUGGAGUGCACCGACACGGAUGGCGACCCCCAGACCAUACCCAUCAUCUUUGAGGAUCGCUACCUGGAUUCGGUGGACACGGAGGAAGUGCUGAACCUGAGCAUCGACGAGAUUGCGCAGUCGGCCCGCACCCUCCCGAAGGCACCCACCCCAAAGGAACACGCGCCCGAUCAACACAAGCCCUCCUCGCCACGGGAGAAGAGCCCCGUGCAGAAGGCCGGCACUUCCACCCCGUUGAGGGACAAGAAGCAUGCAAAGCACAAAGCUAAGUCCAAGCACGGCCUGCGGGCUUCCAGGACCGGCAAGUCCGGCAGCUUGCGCCUCUCAGGCCGGGGCCAGGAGGCCGUGUUGGGACGCGAUUACAGUCAGUACGAGAUAACAGAUGCCCAGCCUUCCAUCAGCGAGUUGCUUGCCUCCGCUGACCCCAAUGUGCCGACAGAGAGAAGGCUUAUCACCUCUUAUUCCUCGCUGCCGAGCUUAAGUCGGUCGUCUUCUCUGAACAAACCGACUGAACAAACGGCGGGAGAUUCAGCAAGCGGCAAUAAACGAGAAAGUUAUAUCAAAACAAGGGCCCUCUCGACCCCAGAGUACACAUACUCCUCGUUAACCUCCCAACCAGUGCAAGGACCAUACUUUAGGAAUCAAGCCCCUUUUGUUGAGGGCAGCGAAAGCUCAGGAAUUAUCGGCAGCACGGAUGCCUUUGUGAGGACUAACUACACCGAGACAAACGGAGAGGUGUAUGCCAACGGCUACGAGGAGUCGGAUGAGGACCCUGAAAUCGCUGCCACUAGGACGGAACGGGAUGCCAACCCUAAGAACCAAGAGCUGGCCACCAUCACAGCUGCAGAGAUUGACCUCUCCUUUGUGGACAGCAUGGCUCAGCUGAAUGGCAGUAACGCAGCAGCGAGCGCCAGCGACGUGGAUGAUCUGCCCAACAUCCAGUUGUGCGUGUCGGCCAACGAGGAGCCCAUCUCCCUGGAGAACUCCCAGCUCCGUUUCCUUGACACUGACUCGGGUAUGGAAUCUGAUUCGGCAUCCUCCCGGAAGAACUCGGACACCCCUCAGAACACUGGCAUCCCCCUCCAGUCCAGCUCGCCCAAGGCAUCCAGCCCGGAGGGCGCCGAACCGGAGGCUUCGGCACAUUCCACACAGCUCGUUCCAUCCGAGGAUUCGGAAGAGCCAGACAGCCAACCGGCAGAACUCCAACUCAGCUCAACUCAGGUAACGCCGGCCGUGCCACGGACAAUUAACCCAGCAAGCAGUGCAAUACUGGAGCUGUCCGCAGGCAGGACAAGUCCCAGCGCCAACAGUUCCUUCUCCUCCUCCAACGCAAGCCCGGAGGACUCCGCCAAGCACGGCCACGCUCUCUGCGACUGCAACUCGGUCCACCUGGUCCCCUCAAAGGUGAACACCUGCAUCGGCUGCUUCGCGUUCAUACACCACAGCAACAGCUCUGCCUCCUCGGGCAACAGCGGGGCCGAGGCCUGCGUGGUGAAGCCCGCCCUCACCCGCCAGCCGGUGGCCAGUGCCGCCGUGUCGGACGCCACUGCAGUGGGGCAGAGCCACAGCAAGGAGCCAGUGGAUCACUCCAGGCUCCAGGCAGGCUUGGUGCAGACGUUAUCACAAGUGUCUCAAGCAAGUUUUAACGUUGCCAAAGAAGACUUCAAGCACAAACUCCGAUUCACGGGCAAGCUCUACAGCGACCUGCCAGAGAAAGCUUCCCGCAAGCCGUACUUCAGCAUGCCGGAGCCACCAAUGGAACCUGAGGAAGAAGAAUUAGGUUUGGAGGUUCACCUGGUGGUCUGCGUUCACGGUUUGGAUGGGAACAGGGCGGACUUGAGGCUACUGAAAACCUACCUGGAGUUGGGACUGCCCGGGGAGCGGUUCGAUUUCUUGAUGUCGGAGAGCAACCAGGGAGACACCUUUGCUGAUUUUGAUACGAUGACGGAUAAGCUGGUGAAAGAGAUCAUCAUGUACAUUGACGUCUUCAGGAUACGACCCAAGAAGCUGAGUUUCAUAGGCCAUUCUCUCGGCACCAUCAUCAUCCGAUCGGCAUUGACGAGGCCGCAACUUGAGCCAUACAUAGACAGGAUGUUCACAUUUCUCUCGCUGUCCGGUCCGCACCUGGGCCAGCUCUACAACAGCAGCGCCAUCGUCAACACUGGCAUGUGGCUGAUGCAGAAAUGGAAAAAGUCUAGUUCCCUGCUUCAGCUCGCCUUCAAGGAUCACACGGACAUGCGCCAGACAUUCCUCUACAAGCUCAGUCGCUCUUCGGGGCUGAGUUUCUUCAAGAAUGUGGUACUUGUAGGGUCAUUGCAGGAUCGCUAUGUACCAAUUCACUCAGCCAGGAUUGAGAUGUGCAAGCCGGCUGUGAAGGAUAAAUCCCCCCUAGGAACUGUCUACAACGAAAUGAUCAACAGCCUCUUGCAGCCAGUCAUUCAGAAUGCCAACUGCACUCUCGUCCGUUACGACGUCAACCACACCCUCAGCACCUCUGCCAACACCCUCAUUGGCAGAGCAGCCCACAUUGCCUUCCUCGACUCAGAGCUCUUCAUCGAGAAAUUCAUGAUGGUGUCGGCGCUGAACUACUUUAAGUAGUCUGCCGUCAGGUGGAGCCUCAGGUCUGGGGAUGGUGGUAUGUUGAAUGAUCGCUAAUUCCUUGUGAGGUAUGGAAAGCAAAACACUCAGAAAAUGGUUGAGCAGGUGUGAUGUUUGACUCAGAUGUGAUGUUUGACUCAGAUGUAGUGGUGUGCGGGUUCGAACCCCAAAGGUGCGGUGGUACUACAAUUUCAUCUCUCCAUCCACAAGUAUCAAUAUUGGUACCGUGAGGGCAGAGAACAAAUUGUGCCGAUCUCAAGUUCCUGCAAAAAGCUGAACUCACAGCACAGUGAGCUGGGAUCGUAACUGUGAAGUGCUUGGAGACUUAUUAAAGUAUACCGGGUUUUAGCACCUUAUGCUCAAAUGUUUUCACAAGUUUAAUCAGGUUGGAUUCGAACCAGGAACCGCCUGCUUUGUAGUGCAGACACCCAACCAUCUAACCACAAAGUAAUCCAGGUGGAUUUGGGUGUUUUAGUACAGAGGCCCAAGACAAGACAAAUAGAAAAUGAUGUACCCUUCCCACUAAUUAAUGAAUUUUUAUAAUAGUUUGUACUGGAACUUGCAGUUCAUUUUCUCAGCAGUGUAAGGCUGUGUCGGUAAUGAGGUUACUCACUUAAUCGAUUUUCUAACCAGUUAUCCCUCACAAGUUCAGUCACCAGUCCUGUCGUAAGACUAGUCACACAAGUAGCAGGGGAAUUGUGAUGGAUGCAACUCAUCACCUUAACCCCUUUUGGUCCCCCUACUGGGUGAAGGAAUGCCAAGUAUUUUUUUAGCCAGUCUGUUGAUCCGCAUGGCCGAAUGUCUCAUCUCUUGCUUGAUGUCUGCCGAGCUUUUUUUUCCCAGAGAGAUUGCCGUCUCGGUUGUGAGAUUGCUUCAUUGUCCAGUUUUCGUUUUGCCUUUUCCUCCAUCCCGUCCUCUCUCAUCUUUUUUGCCAUUAAUUUAACCCCUUCCGGCUGGGAUUCUUUUGACUGUGACUGCCGGGCUGCGGUAUGCCCAGUAUGCAAAGCCCCGUCCUAUACCCAGCAAGA